Molecule: messenger RNA, 1201 nt
Organism: Hyaloscypha bicolor E
Lineage: Eukaryota; Fungi; Ascomycota; Leotiomycetes; Helotiales; Hyaloscyphaceae
Exons: 5
Coding region: 110-874 (254 amino acids)
Biological process (GO): nucleocytoplasmic transport
Cellular component (GO): nuclear pore; cytoplasm
Molecular function (GO): GTPase activator activity
Source: RefSeq, a predicted model, not a curated record
CUCAUAUUACUUGACCACGAUACCGUCAUACAAUAUUUCGAGGUCAGCCUGCACUCCUUACGAAAUCUACGACCGAGAGUAUUGCAUUUUAGCAUUUACAGAAACCAAGAUGGCAGACGCCAGCAACGAGCCCAAGCUCGCUCAGACCGAGAUUGAGAAGCCCCUCCAUGGCGACGAGAAGGCGGCAGAAGCUCCAAAGGCGACCCCUGAUACCCCGGCAUCCACCUUGACAAAUGCUGCUUCAGCUGCUGCCUCGACCGUCACCUCCGCUGCUUCUGGCGUCGCCGACAAUGUUUUCUCUAUGUUCGGUGGAGGAGCAAAGAAGGAGAAGAAAGGAGAGGAUGAGGACCGUGGUGAUGUAUCUGGAUCCGCAAAGGCUCAGAAGGCCGCCGCUGCUGAGGAAAACCCAGAGGAUGAAGCCCCAGAGUCAGAAGAUGUCCAUUUCGAACCCGUCAUCCGUCUCACCGAGAAAGUUGAGGUCAAGACCAACGAGGAGCUCGAGGAGCAGGUUUUCAAGAUGCGCGCAAAGCUCUUCAAGUUCAACAAGGAGGCCAAUGAGUGGAAGGAGCGCGGGACUGGUGAUGUUAGACUCUUGAAGCACAAGGAGAACGGCAAGACGAGAUUGGUCAUGCGAAGAGAUAAGACUUUGAAGGUCUGCGCCAACCACUAUGUCGUUCCCGAAAUGAAGCUUUCUCCCAACGUUGGCAGUGACCGAAGUUGGGUUUGGAACGCUGCUGCGGAUGUCAGUGAGGGUGAGCCCGAGGCCCAGACUCUUGCUAUUCGAUUUGCCAACUCCGAGAACGCCAAUCUGUUCAAGGAGGCAUUCAUCAAGGCCCAACAGGAGAAUGAGCUUCUCUUCGCUCAAUCCUCCUAAGCCGACCGCAUAGAACUCGCCUUGAUCUCGACUUUGCAGGAUUCAAGACGGCAACAUACAACUACGAACGUCACGAACAACCCCUUUGCAUGAAUUCCUUUCCAAUACACCAUGAACCCCUUGUGCGUCAUGCUUCUUGAAAAGCAACCUUUGUAACACUCCUCGAGAUAGAUCUUGACAAUUGAGCGGUCUUGGUCUCUUCUUGAGAAGUGGGUCGUAGAUUUGAUGAUGCUGGACGAUUUGGAAGGUCAACCAUGGUCAUCUGUCUCAAGACUGUGACACAUGAGAUUGUAGUUAGACUAAAAUAGCAGUCCCUCUUUGUCCCCC